UCCCCACGUGACGUCAAACAGGAAGGGCGGAGCAGCUCUAUAUCCCGGCGUGCCCCAAGCUCCUCCUUCCUUUUUUUUUUUUCAAUCUUCAAAAUGUCGAAGCGAGGACGCGGCGGUUCCUCCGGUGCCAAGUUCCGUAUCUCCCUCGGUCUCCCGGUGGGAGCCGUGAUCAACUGUGCGGACAACACAGGUGCCAAGAACCUGUACAUCAUCUCCGUCAAGGGGAUCAAGGGACGUCUGAACAGGCUGCCGGCGGCUGGCGUGGGCGAUAUGGUGAUGGCCACUGUCAAGAAGGGCAAGCCAGAGCUGAGGAAGAAGGUCCACCCAGCAGUGGUCAUUCGGCAGCGGAAAUCGUACAGGAGAAAAGAUGGGGUGUUCCUCUAUUUUGAAGACAAUGCGGGAGUGAUAGUAAAUAACAAAGGUGAAAUGAAAGGCUCUGCAAUCACAGGCCCUGUGGCUAAGGAGUGUGCGGAUCUGUGGCCCAGGAUAGCCUCCAAUGCGGGAAGCAUUGCAUAAAUAUGUUCAUCUUCACAGAGAUAAAAUAAAAGUCCUUGUA
Molecule: messenger RNA, 556 nt
Organism: Haliaeetus leucocephalus (bald eagle)
Lineage: Eukaryota; Metazoa; Chordata; Aves; Accipitriformes; Accipitridae
Gene: RPL23
Product: ribosomal protein L23
Exons: 5
Coding region: 94-516 (140 amino acids)
Biological process (GO): translation
Cellular component (GO): ribosome; cytosolic large ribosomal subunit
Molecular function (GO): large ribosomal subunit rRNA binding; structural constituent of ribosome
Source: RefSeq, a predicted model, not a curated record